AUGCUUCGGACCUAUUUGCGGUCUGUGUCAGGCCCUCUAAGCCGACAUGUUUGUCUAUCCUGUCUAGCGCGCCCCGGCGCGCCCAGUUUGCGCCAGUUUCACCGUAUAUCUGCACUCCGUACCAACGCAGGUGAAAUCGAGCCGACAACUAAUUCAAUUGACGCGUCGACCGAGCCUUCAGUGCCACCGCCCAAUGGUCAGAUUCCAGAGACGAAAGAUGCUGUCUCUUCCGAACCCCAGAAACCCCAGCCCUCGCGAGCCAAACCGCCACGGCUUACAGCUUCCAUGUGGGCUGGGAUGACUAUCCCACAAAGAAAAAGAUACAGACAUAAGUAUAACUCGGACUUCCACAAGUUCAAGACGUCAAUGUUAGCCAACAGAGACAUCACCCUCGCUGAAGCAGUGAGGUUGGAAAUAGAGCAGGCCGAAGCAGCACAGUCAGGGGUAGUACCAUCAGAUGCCGCACCAUCGGAGGCACCAUCAAAGGCAGCUCCGUCAGAAGCAGCACGGGUGGAAGCAGAAAAAAUCAACGCCCUUCAACAAAAGGCGAUACCAACGGAUGUUGAGGACAGAGGAAAAGUGGCUGAGCAUAAGGAGGAAAAAGAGAACGAAAGUCAACCAGAAGCUGAGAUUCCAACAGACGGCCCAACAGAUACGCCAGCAGCCAAAGAAGCCGAAGGAGGCGGAGCAGGAGAAGUUGGAGGGGAGGAAAUCCCUCGUUUUGUCGAUGACAGCUCUGUAUCGACGGACUGCGGGUCUCUUUCCUCAGCGGACCGCAAGCUGCAAUUAAAACCGGUGCCGGUGCCAAUGCCUCCUGUCCCACGCGUCGCCUUUGGUCUUGACCGAGUGCUUUUCAAUCCCGGUGUCUACCAGCUACGUGACCCUCGGACUCUGGUCUACAAUUUCGACCCCUACCUGGAUCAGAUCAUGCCCGUGACGGAAUUUGACUUUGGUACGUUGAAGCCGUACAUCACCUCCUCUCAAGAUGUGACGGCUUGCCAAUUGACGAAGAAAAAUGGAAAGAAGUACUACGGCUCGUCGAGCAGCAUGACUUCAGUUCUCGCUCAUUUCCAUUAUCUUCUGUCCAACUGGCGGCCUGUCGACACUAGCAGAAUCAGUCGGGGAUUUGAAGACCCCUCACGGGGCUUCACCCGUAUCCUUCGAGCGCCGGCUGCCAUGUUCCUUCAUUACAAGGCGGACGAGGAUGUUUACGCCAUUGAUGCGGACAAGGAAUAUGACUAUGCCAAUAUUCUUAUGAACCUGGGCAAGUCGAUGGAGAAGCAACUCACGCUGCCAAAGGAACAGUUUGAGCGCUAUCGCCGCAGUGAUCCCAACAAGAUCACCGCCGAGGAAGAAGCAACCGUCCCGGAGUCAUACCACUACAGCACCUUUGGUAAAUUCUUAAUGCGAUCGCAACUCGAUGCCUACGAUCCCAGACUGCCAGGUACCGGCAUGUUCGACUUGAAAACACGUGCGGCGGUUUCAAUCCGCAUGGAAGCCACCGAUCACAAGCGCGGGAUGGGCUACGAGAUCAGACGCCAAUAUGGCAAAUGGGAGUCUUUCGAACGCGAAUACUUCGACAUGAUCCGCGCCGCCUUCCUCAAGUAUUCCCUGCAGGUACGCAUUGGCCGCAUGGACGGUAUCUUCGUCGCGUACCACAACAUCGAACGCAUCUUCGGUUUCCAAUACAUCCCUCUCUCCGAGAUGGAUCAGGCCUUGCACUCCUCGCCCAACACCACGCUCGGAAACAGAGAAUUCGAACUAAGUCUCGGUCUGUGGGAGAAGAUCAUGGACAAGGCAACACAGAGGUUCCCCAAACAGUCUCUGCGUUUCCACUUCGAGACCCGUGAGUCCAAGAACGACGAAACAUGGAUGGACAUCGUCGCGCAGCCCGUCACAAGCGAGCAAAUCGAGACCAUCCAGAACACAAACAAGGCCCACAUCGAUGCCAUCCAGGACCGCCUCAUGAACCCGGAUCAAUACAUCGACACCAACUACGAGAGGGCGGCCGUAGGCGAAGGCGAACCUCUCGGUCGAGAAGAGGAGGGUUCGGAGACCGAGACCCUCGAUCCGGAGGAUAAGUUCACCGAAUACGAAUCCCUCCAGGCAGAGAAAUCAACCGAACCCGAUUCCUUCUACCCCGCUGAAAAGCCAACCGAAGCCGAACCCUUCGUGCGAAAGGAGGAUCCCUCCGCCCCAUCCCUGGCAGACCAACUAUUCCCGAAGGAGGAAGGCGAUGAGGAAUUCGACGACGAAGCAUACGAUACCUCCUUCGAACUUCCUGAUCUCGAACCAAUCAGGCCAGCCAGAACCAAGACCGUACCUAAGCGCGAUCCCAAUGAAUUCGGCCCCCUCGACCAGAACCUGCUCGGCAUGACACUUGUCGUGCGUAGCAAGGUCAAUGGAGAACCGGUGGAUCGGCCGACGUGGAUGGCCGAUACGGAUGAGUGGUCGGUUGACUACGAGCUCACGGAGCUUGAUGUGAGAGACAGUAACACUGUUCUGCGGGCGUGCAAGAGACGGCGCAAUAAUGCGUUGAGAAAGAACGUGCAGGAUCAUAAUGAGGCUUUCUUCGCGACUUUGAAGAAGGUGACUGAAAGAGGACGUCGGUACCGGAAGCGGUUGGAUGAGAAGGAUCGUGAGCGUGGCAUUCUUGUCUACCAGGAUUCUUGUAAGAUGUGA
This is a messenger RNA of Penicillium mononematosum, 2682 nucleotides long. Its product is annotated as Pet127 family protein. Gene Ontology annotation, cellular component: mitochondrial envelope; mitochondrion. Bases 1 to 2682 code for a protein of 893 amino acids. Gene Ontology annotation, biological process: mitochondrial RNA 5'-end processing. NCBI's taxonomy places the organism in Eukaryota, Fungi, Ascomycota, Eurotiomycetes, Eurotiales, Aspergillaceae. The record is from RefSeq and is a predicted model, not a curated record. The transcript has 5 exons.